Ruditapes philippinarum (Manila clam) is the source of this 1771-nucleotide messenger RNA. Its product is annotated as monocarboxylate transporter 6-like. The transcript is spliced from 6 exons. Lineage: Eukaryota; Metazoa; Mollusca; Bivalvia; Venerida; Veneridae. Gene Ontology annotation, molecular function: monocarboxylic acid transmembrane transporter activity. Gene Ontology annotation, biological process: transmembrane transport. Bases 194 to 1660 code for a protein of 488 amino acids. The record is from RefSeq and is a predicted model, not a curated record.
AACGGUAACUGGAGUGCACUCUACUUGACGCACUGUGCAUGUAUAUGUAUACGAUAUAACUCUGAUAUAUUUUCAAUAGAAAGGUCUCCAAACUAUGAACGCUUGUGUAUUUUAUUACACGUCCAUCGCAACGACUAGUUGUAAACGUUUUACAACUUAAUAAACUUAUACGGGUUCAUAAUUCAGGUGAAGAAUGGACAUAAUGAAUCAAAGACAUCAAACGAUACCUUUGCAAAAAGUGUUGGUUAUCAUAAGCUGCUGUUUGAUAACAUGUUUUGGAAUCGGUUUUUCAUACUCAUUUGGAACUUUUUUUACUGACAUAAUGACAACAUUUGGAAUAAAUCGAGCUGAAACGGCUGUCAUACAAUCAACAUUAGUGUCUGUAUUUCUACUAACGGGUUUGAUGAAUGGAAUGCUAAUCAAGAAAUUCGGAAUCGUAAAAAUCGGGAUAUUUGGAUCUCUUUUGUUCAGUUUUUCUCUUGAAGCUUGUUUCUUUGCAUCGUCUUUGACCUAUCUUGUGAUAUCUAUCGGAGUUUUCAGUGGCAUAGGCAUAUCGUGUAUAUUUAUAUGCGCAACAGAUGUGAUAGGCCGCCAAUUCUCAGGAAACAAACGGUUUCUCUUAAUGGGUAUGCAGGCGGUAUCUGGUGCAGUUGGAGGAAUGGUUUAUCCAUAUCUAUUAAGAUAUCUGAGUGAUCUAUAUGGCUGGAGAGGUGCACUGCUCUUAAUCGGGGCAAUAAGUUCGAAUGCAGUUCCCUGUUGUAUCAUUUGGAAACAUCCACUGGAUUUGAAAAGAGAUACUCAACAGGGGAACAGUCCAAAUCCAAUUGCCGACUUUCAGAACAGUUUGCAAGUAGAAACAGAAGUCAAAAAUUGUGUUAUUACUAUUAAAAAGACUGAAAAGGCCGUUGCUACAGUUUCCGAUUCUAUAUUUGCCAUAAAAUUUCCGGUUCUAAAGGGAGAGCAAGAAACCAAAACUGUUAUCGUAACAGAUGCUGGGAAUAAAAAAAUGGAAUCAUGUUGUGUUAACAGCAUUAUAGGUGUGUUUAUCAAAUCAGUCCUCUGUAACUCAUGGUUAAUGUUGUAUGUUUUCGGGAUAAUGUUAGCCGUUCCUUUUCAAAAUUUUAUCAUAAUAUUUUUGGGCGAUAUAUACAAUGACAAUGGUUUGACGAAAGAUGAUGUGUCGUUUGGUUUGCUUUUAUAUAACUUGUUUGGCAUAUUUGGACGUUUGUUACCAGGCAUUGUAUUCCAGUUUAAGUUUGUAUCCUCUCUCAUUUUACCAUUGGUAUGUUCAGUGGUAUCAGCUGUUUUAUUUCUUUUAUUCACUUUUGUCAAUACUCGUUGGCUCAUAUUUGCCAUAACUGCUCUCUUAGGAAUGUUUAGAUCUACUGCUCCUGUUGUAACGUUCAGGCUUGUAGGAAGGAACUUAUUACCAGUUGUUCUUGGAACUGUCUUCACAUUUAAUGGCAUAAGUAAUUUGGUUUUGACACCUUUAAAUGGAUUAAUCCGAGACAUAUCUGGUUCAUACACAAGCAUUUACUAUACUGGAACGGCGUUUCAAGUACUGGCAGCUCUUGUUUUCUUAAUUGCGUUUAUAAUUAGAAGAACUAAGAAGCAGAAAACAAUAAGAAACUCAUCAUUAUUUUAUAUAACAAGUUUUUGAAUACUUUUUAAAAAAAACUGCAGUUUUUUUAAACAUAGCUGUAUGAUGUUUUGACGUUUAAAUUUAAGAACAAUAGGCAGUUUAAUGCCACAAAAUAAAUUCUAAUUUGUG